Molecule: messenger RNA, 1030 nt
Organism: Telopea speciosissima
Lineage: Eukaryota; Viridiplantae; Streptophyta; Magnoliopsida; Proteales; Proteaceae
Product: protein PGR
Exons: 5
Coding region: 80-943 (287 amino acids)
Cellular component (GO): membrane
Source: RefSeq, a predicted model, not a curated record
CUGCACUCACUGUUGUUGUUCCCUCUCUCGUCAAAAUCCAAUCCGUAGAAAGAAGAAGUUUAAGGAUCAUCUCCAAGUGAUGGAGACACUUGUGAUUCAAUCCUCAAUUGCUUUGCUGAUCGCUUCUGUUGUCGCCGCCAGAGCUUUCUUAAGGAAAUCUCUCGAUCGAUCGGGAGCGUUUUUCGGCUUCUUGGUCAUGGCCCUUCACUUUGCCGUUGGAUACAGGUUUGGUGCUCUGCUGCUUGCUUUCUUCAUCACUUCGUCUAAGCUAACCAAAGUAGGAGAAGAUAAGAAGCGAAGCAUCGACGCUGAUUUCAAGGAAGGAGGGCAGCGCAAUUGGAUACAGGUUCUUGCUAAUAGCGGAAUUGCUACUGUUUUGGUUGUAAUUGCUGGAAAAUUGACGAGAUGUCAAGACAAAUGCUUAGACUCAAAAGACUCUGCACUAGUAACAUGCCUCAUUGGAGGGAUUAUUGGACACUAUUCUUGCUGCAACGGGGACACUUGGUCAUCGGAGAUUGGGAUGCUUAGCAAUGCUCAGCCACGAUUAAUCACAACCUUCAAGCCAGUUAGGAGGGGUACAAAUGGUGCUGUCACAACCACAGGACUGCUAGCAGCUGCAGCUGCCGGUGGCGUCAUUGGAUUGACAUUUGUUCUCUUUGGGUUCUUCACAACGAAAUGCAAUUAUGAUAUAGCUUUGAAGCAGCUACUGGUGAUACCCCUUGCAGUGAUUGCGGGACUAUUUGGAAGUUUAAUAGACUCUUUGUUGGGGGCAACAUUGCAAUUCAGUGGAUUCUGCACAGUACGUAAUAAGGUUGUGGGAAAGCCUGGACCAACAGUGAAGAAGAUUUCAGGUAUGACCAUCCUCGACAACAACGCUGUGAACCUUGUUUCAGUUAUGCUGACAACCCUGUUGACUUCCAUCGCCUGCUUAUACAUUUUCUGAAAACCAAAAUUUUUAUCCCAAUUGUAAGUUUCAUGUCUUUUAGAUAUUUGCAAGCUUUAUCAAAAUGCCAGUCAUAAUUAUGGGGAA